Molecule: messenger RNA, 898 nt
Organism: Daucus carota subsp. sativus
Lineage: Eukaryota; Viridiplantae; Streptophyta; Magnoliopsida; Apiales; Apiaceae
Product: protein GET1
Exons: 7
Coding region: 73-603 (176 amino acids)
Biological process (GO): tail-anchored membrane protein insertion into ER membrane
Cellular component (GO): GET complex
Molecular function (GO): protein-membrane adaptor activity
Source: RefSeq, a predicted model, not a curated record
UCAACAUAGGUGGAAUUGAAUUUGUAAGCUGAGUAUACGCACAUAUACACACGCACGGAAGGGGAGAACAGAAUGGAAGAUGCGGAACACAGAUUGUCAGUUGGUGCGCCGUUGAUAUUCUUCGUCGUUGUUGCUUUUCAGUAUCUCUCUAUGUACCUAGACAACACUAGAAAGAAGAAAGGAUCAACUAGCGCUGCAGAUGUUCAGUUGCGUGCAGAGAUUAAACAACUCUAUAAAGAAGCGAAUACAUAUUCACAGCCUUCUACGUUUGCACAAGCGGCCAAACUUAGGAGGAUGGCAGUAGCCAAGGAGAAGGAACUUGCCAAAAAUCAAGAAUUAAAAAGCAAGGAGAUAAGCUCAUCAUAUGAUUCAAAUGUAAAAAAACUAAAGAUGCUAAAGGUUUUUAUAUAUGUUGCACUUGGUUUAUGGUUUUGGCAUGCUCCUGUUGCUUCCGUUUCUGACCAGCUUGUGCAACCCUUUGGAAGAUUAUUGUCCUGGAGAUCUGGAGGUUUUUCAAACGGCUAUGUUAUGGUUGGUAUUAUCCCAUGGCUGGUAGUAUCUAACAGGGUUGCAAAAUUUGUAUGUCAAACAAUGUUCAAGUGAUAAAGAUAACUUAUCAAGGAAAAGGAGGUCUCUAGCCAUUGAAGACUUGAGAUGUUUGCACGUUUUCCUUGUUUUUCUUGACUGUGAAGUACAAGAAAGCUGAUAUGGAAAGCCCUUUGCUGGAUUUUGAUUACAACAUACUUCUCAACAAAUGUACGAACUUCUGGUUGUGAUGAAAGAAGUUUAUCAGCAUUGGAUACAUUUGGUCUUUGUUUGUUUGAUUAUAAUUAAAUACAUUAGGUUGAUUUUUUUCUUCAGAUAUACCUGUGGAAAUAUAUGCUGUAGUUUGUUCAUA